UUCAUUCCACCGUUCUUCGAGAACGGUCACUACUAUUCAUAAUUUUACUUCGGGAAGCAAAGACGGAUACUAACGAAAGCCUGCUGAAUUGCUAAAUUGAUCACAGGAUAUAAAUUAAAAAAAAUGAGUGGCAUGGAUAAUAAAAGAAAAUUAUCAACAUCGGGCGAUUCCCUAUAUGAAAUAUUAGGACUUCCUAAAACAGCAACAGCUGAAGAUAUUAAAAAGACUUAUAGAAAACUUGCUUUAAAAUACCAUCCAGAUAAAAACCCCGACAAUGUUGAUGCUGCCGAAAAGUUUAAGGAAGUCAAUCGUGCACAUUCGAUUUUAAGUGAUCAAACAAAACGAAAUAUCUAUGAUAAUUAUGGUUCAUUAGGUCUAUACAUUGCCGAACAAUUUGGCGAGGAGAAUGUCAAUGCAUACUUUGUUGUAACAUCACCAGCAGUUAAGGCUUUGGUUAUUUGUUGUACACUUAUCACAGGUUGCUGUUGCUGCUGCUGUUGUUGUUGUUGCUGCAACUUCUGUUGUGGCAAAUUUAAGCCACCCGCAAAUGAAUCACAUGACCAAUAUGCACAUCUGAAUCGUGACGGUGAGGUUAGAGACGCUAGUGAACGUCAACCAAAUAUGGGCAAUCCCGAAAGACUGGAGGAAGUUGAUUUGGAUGAUCCAUCGGGGGCACCAAACACCUCUGCAAUGGGAGGUGCAGGAGGCCAACAGCCCGUAUUUGCCAUGCCCCCACCACCAGCAACCGGUGUGAAUCCCUUCACCGGUGCCCCUGUGGCAGCCAACGAGCAAACGUCUUUGAAUACCACAGAACAGACAACAUAUACACCAGAUAUGGUAAACCAAAAAUAUUAAAAUUUCAGCAACACUACCACCACCUACCACACCAAUCAACCAACACCACCUCCAUCACAUUUCAACAUAAUGCAAAAGAAAAAAAAAUAGUACCCCAAAAUCACGAAACCAAUCAAAAUUUAACCUCAAAUACAUAAAUCGACAUGUGCAUUAAAAAAAAACAUAUGCUAUCCAAAACCUUAUACCAUUUCCUCGUCCUUUACCUCUUAAUCCCCAUCAUGUUAAGAGAAAAUGUAUUUGUAAAGUAUUUAAAAUUAAAAAAAUGAAAAGAGUAUACAAAAUAUACAAAAAUUCCAAGUACCAAAUAGAAACUGAAAAACAAGAAUAUAACAGACCUCUUCAACCGAAAAUCAGAGUGUGAAUGUAACGUUAAAGAAAGAAAGGGCUUUUUACCAAUAAAAAAAAUAGACAACCCUCACAUAUAAGCCAUAAAUAUACUAAGAAUGCAAAGCCUGAAGGUAUGCUACAGAAAAUUUCAAAUCAAUAUAUAGAUACUAUUGAUUAUCUACCAUUAACCCCUUACUUACGUUAUAAGUCAGAGAAAAAAAGCAAACAACGUGUUAGUAUAUAAAUCAGGAAAGCACUAAUUCGAAGUUUGAAAACAAGUUUUUGCAAAAAUUUAAACAAUAACCCAAAUUGUUUUGUAACUACAAUACAUAAUUUAAAAUUCAGUAUUUAGAUAACAAGAAAAAUACAAAACACUAAUUUAAUAUUGUAAAAUAUUUAUAUAUAUAUAUAUAUAUGAAAAUAUUUUUUUGUUUAUUCAAAAUGGUUAUAAACAAAAAAGAAAACAACUAUACGAGACAAACAAUCACUUGAUUUACGAUAAUGUUAUUGUGUGUAGCCAAUAACUUAACUGUAUAUGUAUUUGUUUAAAUAAAUGAAAAACAAAAGUAAACAACCGCAAAUUCCCCUUUAUCACUACUUACAUCAAAUUGUUCAUUUAACUAAACAAGAAACAAAACAAAAAUUGUUAUUUAGUUGCAUUUUUCUGUGUGUGUUUCAAUUAUCCCCUCCUUGACUAUCGAUUUAAAAACAAAUAUAAAAUUUCAAUUAAGAAAACAAUUAUAACAAACAAUUUUAAAUUUAAUCCUUAAAUAAAAAAUAAAAAACGCAAAGAGGAAACAAUAAUAACUAUUUAUAUAUACUUAACUUUAUAUAUAAUCUUCAAGUUUUUAGCUUAGUUCAUAAUUUAUUGUGUAUUUAAAUACAAUAUAUAUAUGUAUGCAUACAUAUAUAACGUCUAGUUUUGAGGUUUUCUAUCCUAUUAAAGAAAAACAAGAAGUUAAUCUUGUAAUUGUAAUUUUUUGUUUUUAUUUUCUUUAUUUUGUUACAAAUAAAUACCUAUCUAUCUAUGGCUGAGAAAAUUUUACAAAAAGCUUAAGAACAAAUAAAAGAGAAAACCCCUAUAAAAUUUUAAAACAAAAUCGUGAACAAAAAUAAAUUUUUGUUAACAUUUUUUCUAGUCUCUAAAGAUUUUCGCUUGAAAAUUUCUUCAAUUGCCUUUGUGACUUGUUUAAGGUAAGAUUUGGUAGCUUUGACCAAGAAAUGUUUUGUAGUCAAUGUAGACGAUGUAUUAAUACCACUUAGGGCCAAUCAAAUCGAAAUCAGCUCUUUAGAAAGGCUAAUGCGUCUUGCAUAUGUCAUGUGACUGGGCUAGACUAAGGAACUUACCGUUUAACGAAGCCGAAGACCUCGUUUUUUAACAACACGAACUCAAUAUGCGAAAAGGUUUAAGUACUUGGGAGUGAUCUCGAAUAGGAAACUGAACUGGAGGUCAGUGUUGCCAGUAUUGGGAAUUUCUCCCAAUUUUUAACUUGGGGACUUUAUUUUGUGGGCAGUCGAAUCGAAAUUUGGGGUUUUUUGUGGAGUAAUGUUCGGUUUUGGAGGCAACCGUAGCGCAGAUGUUAGCAUGUCCGCAUAUGACGCUGAACGCCUGGGUUCGAUUCCUGGAAGAAUUAGCAGAAAAAUAUUCAGCAGUGGUUAUCCCCUCCUAAUGCUGGCGACAUUUGUGAGGUAUUUUGCCACGUAACAAUUUCUCCCCAAAGAGGUGUCGCUCUGCGGCAAGCCGUUCGGUCUCCACUAUAAAAAGGAGGUCCCUUAUUAUUGAGCUUAAAAUUGAACCGGACAGCACUCACUGAUUUGUGAGAAGUUUGCUCCUUAAUGUUCAUGAGCAAAUUUGCAUUUGCAAUGUAUGGUAAAAAAUUUCGUGUUUUAUCUUUUAAUUUUUAUUUAGUCUUGUUGGUAAUUUUUGUUUAACCUGGGUCCAGAUUCCCGCAUCCGUUAUCGAGCGAGUUUUUGUUCGAAGAUAAAUUCCGUUCCGUAAGUACUUAUUCAAUAAGUACUUACUAUCGUAAUUUGUCAAAAAGUUAUCGAUUUCGGGGAAGAAAAAUCGAACCGCCGAGCAUAUUAUAAAAUCAAAAAUGUGAAUAUGUAUAUUAAAUUACUGUUUUAUUUUAUAAAGUCCUAUUCGAUGUCCAAUUUUAUGCGUAAUUUCUUGAGAAUAGACGAAAAUUAAAUAUUUACGACAAAAAAAUUGCUGCGGACAAAAAUUCGCACAUUUUUAUUCGAAAUUUCGAAUAGAAUUAAUCGAUAAGAGAUGCGAUAAUCCAAAAAAUGAGAAACUCGAAUCGUAAUAAGUUGAUUGCGGAUGCAAGAAUUAGGCCCGUUGACCAUAACAAAACUCGCAACCAUUUACAUACAUUAAGUAACAGAGUAUCAACGAUUAAUAAUCUCCCUACUUUUUUGUACAAAAAAAUGGCAAACUAAGUAUUAUCGACGGUUAUCGUAUUACAUCUCCAUUACAACACACAGCCAGUGUUGCCACUCAAGAAAAUUAUAUCCUACCAAAAUUUAAGAAAAUUCCUACCAAACUCGACCAAAAACCUACCAAAUGUUAUACAGGCCAAAAAUGCGGUAUUUAUAGACGAGGUCAUUGUAUUCAUAGACGAUGUAGACUUAUGCAGCUUCCACCUAGCCCUGUUUUCCGAUUAAAGGCGUUGAACACACAAAAGCUGCAUUUCUCACCCAGAAUUUUGGAAGAGAUCCCUUAAUACUCGCACAGUUAUAGUCAACGUUUUGUUUCUGAAAUUGGAAGCUGUGAUACCAGUAUUUGUCCCCUCGACAUUCAUGGUUUUAUGCUGGACUCUUAACGAAUACGCAGAAAGGACAAGAAUUGAAAUAAUUUUGAGUUAUUACCGGUGAUUUUAUAGAAAUUGAAAUGGUAUUUACAUGAUGGAAGAACCUACAAAAAGUUGAGGUGAGCAUACCACUAAGAGAAUAAAAAUCUACCAAUUUUGGUAGAAACCUACCAACACUGAACACCGAACAUGACACUGUUUAAUCUCUUUAGUGCACCUACCAAUACAGAUGUGUGAGAACGAUUAUUAUAAUACAAAAUCCGUGUCCUAACGUGGUAAUCGGGUUUUACUUUCCCUUUCAACCCUUGAAACUACUUGUUAUUAUCACCCGAAUAAAGUGUCAAAACUUCAUAAAUUUUAAAAAUAAAGAAGCUUUUAUAAUAAGGUUUUAAUUUUGACUUUUUAUAGAGGAUAGGUAGAGGUCAAACAGUGCCGAAGAUAUCACCCCGCCUUGGGGAACUCCCUAUUUCACUCUAUGGUGCUUCGACUUCUUUUCCCUAAAUUUCACAAAUGACUGGCGACCACACAGAUAAUUCGCGACCCAGCGUUUCAGGCCUGACUGGAGGGACGUUAUGGCGAUGUCCUCAAAUGUUGUUGUUGUUGUUGUAGCCACAUUUUUAUGUGGAGGUGGCGCUACUCGUCAAGCUCCUGUUGGUGAGCAAGCUUGUUCCGGUCCAACGGACCGAUCGCCGUGGGAACAACGUGGCCAUUGGUUAUCUACAGGCGCCAUUAACUCGCCUUAUCAUAUCGAUCAUCAUAGGCACUCAGUGUAUGUGCAAGAGGCGGUGCCACCCGACCACUCACUGAGACUCUCCGCUCGAUACUAGAGCCGGCAAACUAUUGAUAAUCGCAACAUUCGAUAUUUUCGAUAUUUUUAAUAAUAAACAUCGAUAGUAUCGAUACUAUCGUUAAUUUCCCAUAAACUAUAUUUCAAACGGAAAUGAGAAGUAACAAGUAAAAGCGUGCUAAGUUCGAGCGGGCCGAAUUCUGCUAAUGGAUUCUGCUAAAAAUUUAUACAAAAUAAAUUUAGUUGAAGGGCAUAAUUUUAUUUUUUCUACAUACUAAACUUCUGUCAAACCUGCAAAAAUUAAAGCUUCUAGGAACCAAACAAAGAUGAUCGAGAGAUCGGUUUACAUGGGAGCAACAUCAGGUUAUAGACAGAUUUGGUCCGUAUUUGGCACAGUUAGUGGAAGUCGUAACAGAACACCGCCCGCAAAAUUUCAGUCAAAUCGGGAGAUCGGUUUAUAUGGGAGCUAUAUUAGGUUAUAUACGGAUGUAAACCGUACUUGGCUUGUAGGAAGUCAUAACAGAACACUAUGUGCAAAAUUUUAGCCAAAUCUGAAAAAAAUUUCGGCUUCUAGAGCCUAAACUAGUCAAAUCCGGAGAUCGGUUUAUAUGGAAGCUAUAUCAGGUUAUAACACGAUUUGGAUCGUUGUUGGAAGUCAUAACAGAGCACUACGUGUAAAAUUUUAGCCAAGUCGGACAAAAAUUUCGGCUUCCAGAACCUAAAGAAGUCAAAUCAGGAGAUCGGUUUACAUUGGAACUAUAUCUAAAUCUGAACUGAUAUGACCCAUUUGCCAUCCCCAACGACCUACAUCAAUAUUAGGUAUCUGUGCAUAAUUUCAAGCGGCUAGCUUUACGCGUUCGACCGCUGUCGUGAUUGCGACAGACGGAUGGACGGACGAACAUGGCUUUAUCGACUCCGAAUAUGGAGACUCAAGAAUAUUUACACUUUAUGGGGUCGCAGAUAAAAAUAUUUUGUGGAGGUACAAAUGGAAUGACUAGAUUAGUAUACCCUCCAUCCUAUGAUGGUGGGUAUACAAAUUUAGCAUAAUAUUGACUUGAUUAUGUAUUGAACUUAUCCCCAUCUGCAAAAUAAAAUUUACUUUAAAUUUCUACAGCUUUAAGAGUCUAUCGGAUGAAAAAUAUAUAUGGGAGCUAUAUCUGAAUAUGAUCCGAUUUUUAUGUAAUUUCGCACUCAUAAUGGUACGUCAAAUAGAAUACCUCAUGUGAAGUUUUGUAAAGAUCGGUCCAAAAUUGUAGAUACUAAAAGGCACAUCGGAUGAAAGAUGUCAAUGUGUGCUAUAUCUAAAUCUGAAUCGAUUUGGAUGAAAUUUCGCACACAUAUAGAUACAUAAAAAAAGCACUUCAUACCAAGUUUUGUAAAAAUCGGACCACAACUGUGGCUUCUACAGCAUUAAUAGGCCAUAUCGGAUGAAAGAAAUAUAUGGGAGCCAUAUCUAAAUCUGGGCCCAUUUUUUUUUUCAAAAUCAAUAGCGUUCGUCCUUGGACCAAAAAGUGACUUGUGCAAAAUUUAAGUCGGACAACAAAUGCGACCUGUUCCUUGAUCACAAGAAUACAUGGACAUAUAUAUAUAUAUAUCUAUAUAUAUAUAUAUAUAUAUAGGUUAUUAAACAAUCCUCCUCAAAUUUUGAGGAAGAAUGUUCAAACUGUAAUUAUUACGGUUCACAAAAAACAACAUUAUUGCAAAUUACCCAAAAUCUGACGAACAUAUAUAUGGGAGCUAUAUCUAAUUCUGAACCGAUUUCGAGCAAACUUCUCAGAUAAUGUAGUAGUCAUUGGGGAAAGCGUUGUGCAAUUUUGGGAAGAUUCAUAAAAAAAUGCGCUUAUAGUGGCUCAAGGAGUGGAAAUCGGGCGAUAAACAUAUAUGAAAGCCACAUUUAAAUCUGAGUUGAUUUGUACAAAAUUCACCAAUAAUGUCGAGAGUCAUAAGAAAAUCCUUCCUGCCAAAUUUUUCAAUUCUCUCAAUUGGUUAACAAAUUACCAUUUUAUUGCUAUAUUACUACAAAUCGGACGAACAUAUAUAUGGGAGCUAUAUCCAAAUCUGAAACGAUUCUUCCAAUUUCAAAAGGCUUCGUCUUUAGACCGAAAAACAUGCCUGUACCAAAUUUAAAGACGAUCGGAUGAAAAUUGCAACCUGUACUUUAUACACAAAUUACCAUGGACAGACGGACAUAGCUAAAUCGAAUCAGAAAGUGAUUCUGAGUCGAUCGGUAAACUUAUCAAUGAGUCUAUCUCACUUCCUUCUGGUUGUUACAAACAAAUGCACUAAGUUAUAAUACCGUGCACCACAGUAGUGGUGUAGGGUAUACAAAAUUAAGCAUUCCUACUUUAAAACCUUGAAGGAACAAAAUUCAGCUAUUUGUAGCGCAAGAUAUACAUAUAUAUUGCCCAAGAUAUAAUUAUAUCUAAGGCCAGAUGUAAUUAUAUCCAAGGCCAGAUGAAAUUAUAUAUAGCAUAUCUCUUUGGAUAUAAUAUAUAAUGCUAUAUAUCAUCAGAUAUAAUUAUAUAUAAUUGGAUGUGGCAGAUCCAUUUGGAUCUAAUUAGAUCCAAUUAUAUCUUAUCCCAGAUACAUUGGCCCUAACCAUGUCAAAUUAUUUUAUUCGGGCUUUUAUUUCUUUACCUAUCGUAUUGGGUUUUUCCAAAGUCAUUUCCCUAACAUUCAUUACAAGUUUUUGUCUUUGAUGAUAAGACGCAAAAUUAGAGAUCAUGAUGGGACAAUAUCAUGGAGUAUAAAAAAUUAUAAAUAUCUGGACAAUAGAUUUUCAUCCAAGGAAAGGGAUCUUUAAUAGUUAUAAAAAAUGGGCAACUUUGUUAAAUGUAAAGGUACAGAAAGUGUAUUUUUGAUAGAAUUGGAAACAGUGGUUUAUACUGAUCCUGUCUAAAACUGUGCCAAUUUGCUUUAUAUAUCUUAACAUUUUAAAAUAGUUCCUAUAUGAAUCAACCUCUGAUUUGGCAUCCACAUUGGUUUCUGGAAACCUCCAGGCUGUGGAUAUUAAAAAAUCUUUGUAAUAAUUUUUCCAGGUAAAGGUAUGAGAUGGCAUACUCUACCAUCUGUUCUUGAAAAAGACGAGCUAUUUCAGAUGUAUGUGAGAUUACGGACAUUACGUUCAAGAGGCUACCAACUUUAAUUUUAAGUGCAUUUUCAAAACAUGACUGAUUUAACUUUAGCAGAAUUGAUCCCUAACUUUGAUUUAUUCUUUUUUUAUUUUAUUAUCAAUAUUGUUUAUUACAGAAAAAUAAGUUGCAACUGCUGUCUUUCCACUAUGUCGACUAAAAUUUGAAUAGAAAACAUAUAAAGAAGAAUUGUAAUAUAAAACUGUUUGCUGAAAAAGUUCUCAGCUCUUGGAUAAAAUACAAAUAUCUAUUACAAAAAUUUAGCUUCAUAAAGUAAAAUGGUUAAAAAUCAAUUAGCAGCCAUAUUUAAUAUUUUUUAUUAUCCCUAUUAUUUUUAAUAUAAUGUAUAUAAAGCUGAAGUCUAUUAUAUAAAUGGUAAAAAAAAAAAUUAAAAACAUACAAUUAUGGAACAAAACACAUCAUUGUCAUAUUUUAUAACCAUGUUUUAGCUACAUAGUAUUAGUUAUCUUUUUGUUUUACUUUUAAACAAUGUUUUGAAUCCUAAUUAUACAAAAAGUCACCAUAAGAAAUGUCCGUGGUUUGUAAAACUAUGUCUAACAAUAUUAACUUAAAUGAAGGCAACCAUUGUUGUUGUUUCCUUUUUGUUAUUUCAUCAAAACUAAAAAAAAAGAAAAAAAUCAUAAAUUUUUUCUAUUUCUGUUUUUUGAAUUUGAUUCUAUAUGUUUUUCAUUAAAUUAAAAAAAAAAAAAAAACUUAUAAAUGCAUAUAAUCUUAGUAUUAAUCACUUAUUUCUUAUAAGAAAAACCUAAAACGUUAUAUAUCUCAAACAAAAAGCAAAAACACAUACCAAAAUGAUGGCAAACUUAAACAAAUCAAAUGUAUGAUCAUUAUAAAAAUGCAGAGAAAAAAAAAAACAGAAUCGAGGUUAAAUUUAAAUGAAAACAUUUCUUUUCUUAUUACAUUUAAGUCAUACAACUACAAAAGGUAAACCACAUGCAAACAACCAAAACCUUAGAAAAUUCACUCUAUAUGCAUAUAUAAUUUAUAUAAAUAUAUAUUUAUAUAUAUAUAUAACAAUGAAAUAAUUGAUCAAAAUCAACCAUAGCAAACGAUUUAUUGUUUCCCAUCAAAAAUAAUUUAAGAAAACCAAAAAAUGAAUUGAUAGAAAAUGAAACAAAUCAAAUAUGGAUAGGGCAGUUACAGUCGUUCCCAUUGUACUAUUUGAUCCAACUGUAAUGAUUUCAAUAAAAUUAACAAAACCGAAUAAUAAUAAUUAUUAUAAAUAAAGCAACAACAAUUAUAUCUACAAUAAACAAUAAAAUUUAUUAAAAACUAA
Messenger RNA from Stomoxys calcitrans (stable fly), 9210 nucleotides. It is a transcript of the gene Csp, whose product is annotated as dnaJ homolog subfamily C member 5 homolog. Gene Ontology annotation, biological process: regulation of neuromuscular synaptic transmission. Lineage: Eukaryota; Metazoa; Arthropoda; Insecta; Diptera; Muscidae. Bases 124 to 855 code for a protein of 243 amino acids. Gene Ontology annotation, cellular component: type Is terminal bouton. The transcript has 7 exons. The record is from RefSeq and is a predicted model, not a curated record.